This is a messenger RNA of Phaethon lepturus (White-tailed tropicbird), 523 nucleotides long. RefSeq names its product limb bud and heart development (gene LBH). The record is from RefSeq and is a predicted model, not a curated record. Gene Ontology annotation, biological process: positive regulation of DNA-templated transcription. NCBI's taxonomy places the organism in Eukaryota, Metazoa, Chordata, Aves, Phaethontiformes, Phaethontidae. The transcript has 2 exons. Gene Ontology annotation, cellular component: nucleus. Bases 1 to 318 code for a protein of 105 amino acids.
AUGCUGUCUUUUGUUUCUAGCCCUGAUUAUCUGAGAGCAGCUGACAUGACUGAAGUGAUGAUGAACACCCCAGCUAUGGAUGAGAUUGGGCUAAGCCCCCGCAAGGAUGGCCUGUCGUAUCAGAUCUUCCCAGAUCCCUCGGACUUCGACCGCUACUGUAAGCUGAAGGACCGCCUGCCCUCCAUUGUGGUGGAACCAACGGAGGGUGACGUGGAGAGUGGUGAGCUGAGAUGGCCACCUGAAGAGUUCCUCGUACAGGAGGAGGAAGAGGAGGAAGAAAACUGUGAAGAUGCAAAGAAGGACAACAAGGAGCAAUAAAUGGUAUCUGAGGAAAGGCAAGGGACCGCACCCUUCUGAAGGAAGAGCCACACUUCUUUUUGAAAGUCUUUUUAAAAAAAAAAGACAAGUUCAGUUUUGCACCUGCGAGAUCUUAGUUUUUUUGUAUUCUCUGUAUUGAGAACUGAAGCCCUCGGUGUCACCAGACCUCCUAAGGAAGGAAGUAACGUAGAGAAAUGUUUGCUGU